AUGCCGCCAGCCCAGAAGGCUCUGGGUAUAUGUGGAUCUGGGGAGAAUUGGAGUUUUGAAGUAGCUGCGAUAGAGAGGGGUUACACAUCGUUUUGGAAUGACUGUAUAUCAUCUGGAUUACGUGGCUGUAUGUUAAUUGAAUUAGCAUUGAGAGGAAGGUUACAACUAGAGGCUUGUGGAAUGAGACGUAAAGGUCUUUUAACAAGAAAGGUGAUCUGUAAGUCGGAUGCUCCAACAGGAGAUGUUCUUCUUGAUGAAGCUCUAAAGCAUGUUAAGGAGACUCAGCCUCCAGAAACGGUCCAGAACUGGAUUGAGUUACUUAGUGGUGAGACAUGGAAUCCAUUAAAGUUGCAUUAUCAGUUAAGAAAUGUACGGGAACGAUUAGCUAAAAACCUAGUAGAAAAGGGUGUACUGACAACAGAGAAACAGAACUUCCUACUAUUUGACAUGACAACACAUCCUCUCACCAACAACAACAUUAAGCAGCGCCUCAUCAAGAAGGUACAAGAAGCUGUUCUUGACAAGUGGGUGAACGACCCUCAUCGAAUGGACAAGCGCUUGCUGGCCCUCAUUUACCUAGCCCAUGCCUCAGAUGUCUUGGAGAAUGCUUUUGCUCCUCUUUUGGAUGAGCAGUAUGAUUUAGCCACCAAGAGAGUACGGCAGCUGCUCGACUUAGACCCGGAAGUGGAGUGUCUGAAGGCUGGCGCCAAUGAGGUUCUGUGGGCUGUGGUGGCUGCAUUCACCAAGUAACUGUCAGAGCGCAAUGUCUCCUUUCUCUCACGUCAACCAGUAGUUUUUCUUGACUUCUAAUCUGCAAUUUGUACUUUCCCCACAGUAUAAUUGGCUUUUGUUUUAAGAAAUGGUGGGUGGCUAUUUCUUUUUUGUAUGCAGGAUUCUGCUGGUACGAGAGGCUUUUCCUCUUUCAGUUUUCAACAAAUUUUACUGCCAUAUUGGCAUUCCACUCCCUGUUGUCAUUUUCACUGUUACCUGUUUUGGGUUUCUGGUAUACUUUAACUUUCAAAGUACCUCCAGUCACUUCGCAUGCACAGCUUUUGGAUUCCCUCAGCUUGAGUUUUCUCAUGUGCAUGUACAUCUGUCUGGCGUUCUGUCUGUAAUUCAGACAGAAGUCACAACAAGGCCUUCAACUCACCAAAGGUAAAUAUCUGUAUCUAUUAGGACAUUUUUAUACAUAGACCUCAGUUGAGAUGUAUACUUAACAAAAUUAUUUUUAAAUUGAAAACAGAACAGCACAGUAAAUAAAUACUUAAUAUAAAAUGCCCCUUGGAUUUUGCGCCCAUGUAAAUCUAUUGUAUUCUUACACUUGUUAUAAUUUUAACUAUUAAAUCAUAAAGGUCCAAUUGUUUCACAAAGCCAGUUUGGAAUGGGCUUCAUUCCAGUUAUGCUGUAUAUAGUUUGAAUUAUAUAUAAAUUGCCCCCUUCAUCUGUCCCCAUCUUAGAAUUUUGCAAGAUUUAAUUAGUUAUACACCUGGUGCCCCUCACUUGUUUCAGUCAUUGUUAUUUGAUAGCAAAAUAGACCUCUCAUUGAAGGAGAGAGAAAAGAUGUGUGACUGAUCCUAGAAUUUUUUGAGCUGUGCCAUUCAUGGUACUCUUUGCCUAUGCAUCUCUUUUUGGAGUUUUUAAUUUUUUGGUCUUAAUAUUUUUAUGAUUUCUGUAGGGAAGAGACUUGUAACCAGUACUAAUCUUGAGUACAGUUUCUUCUUUUUCUGUCCACAGUAAAUUAAUGUCUGCUCUGAAAUGUCAUUUAUCUACUCAUACUUUCUUGGGAAAAGAAAUCAAAUGUCAGUUCUAGCAGAUGUUGCAUGUAAAUUAAUAGCAAGUAAUGACUACAGCUCAGAUGAUUAAGAAUUUUGUAACAAGAAGCUCUGCUGUUUUAAUUUUUAUAUACAGUUAUGAUAAUUAGCACAUUGUAAGACUAUAAACCUUUGCUUUUUAAAGUUUAUUUUAGUAUUUCUUUAUCACUGUUUAUUGUACCACCCUUGGUUUCAAAAUGUAAAUACUAUAUAUUGAGCAAAUUAAAUGUCAAAUUUUUUAUUACCAUAGUUCAUAUUAAUAGUGGGACUUUCAGGUGUUUAGAAUUUUUUUUUUGGUUAACAUUCAAUGCAAAAGUACUAGAUGGCGUAUAACUCUAAAGUCGAAUUUUAAGGGAUUCCCUAAUAUGUAUACUAUCUUUUUAUCUCAAGUAAUAAAUAAACUAUGAUCUUGAAAGUGCCUGAAUCAGAGCCAGCAUGUCAUUGGUAUUUUUGUGUUCUCACUUAGUUUGCUUUCAGAUGAUGGCUUAUUUAGUAUAACGUUAUAAUAUUUCAGUGAACGCUUGGCAAACUUUUUCUUACAGAGCUAUGUAGUAAUUAUUUUAGGUUUUGUGAUCCACAUAUGGUGUGUUUUUGCAACUACUCUAUUCUGCUGAAUGAAAGCUGUCACUGAUCAUACAAACACAAGGGUAGAAGACAGUGUUGGAAUAAAACUGCAGAAACAGGCAGCUACCAUCAUCUACAGUUUGCUUGCUCCAGUGUUGUUAAAGCAUGGGGAAAGACAGAGUUUUCUGUCUAUUAAA
Messenger RNA from Castor canadensis (American beaver), 2572 nucleotides. NCBI's taxonomy places the organism in Eukaryota, Metazoa, Chordata, Mammalia, Rodentia, Castoridae. The record is from RefSeq and is a predicted model, not a curated record.